Molecule: messenger RNA, 2671 nt
Organism: Hippocampus comes (tiger tail seahorse)
Lineage: Eukaryota; Metazoa; Chordata; Actinopteri; Syngnathiformes; Syngnathidae
Gene: slc22a31
Product: solute carrier family 22 member 31
Exons: 9
Biological process (GO): transmembrane transport
Cellular component (GO): membrane
Molecular function (GO): transmembrane transporter activity
Source: RefSeq, a predicted model, not a curated record
UUGUUUUCCGCACACGGGGGCGUCAAAGGCAAGCCAGCGACUCUGACGUCGUCCCGCCCUCUCGUUCCUCCGGCGUGCUUAACUUUCCACAGGCUGGCGGCCUUGUACUCCAAUCCAGACUGCUGUACUGCGCACACCGGCGUGUGUGAGUGGACCGCAAAGCCCCUCGAAAUGGAUUACGAGGCCAAGGUUUACCCUCACAGUGGCGGAUACGGACGCUACAACAAACUGGUGGUGGCGUUCAGCUGGUUCCCCAGCUUCGCCGUCAUGUUCAACCUGUUCAGCGACGUCUUCUACACGGCCAUCCCGGACGCGUACCACUGCAAACCGGAUCCGCGGCUCCUUCCCUCCGCCUUCCUCCUCACCAAUUUAUCCAAGUCCGCUUACCUGAAGCUGACCGUCCCUUGGGUCAACGGCACCGGUCUGAGCCACUGCGAGCUCUACAAGUACCCUCCGAACUCCUCGGACUUAUCUGAAAGUGUUCCCCGGGAGAAGGUGAGCUGCACGGAGGGCUGGGAAUACGCUCGCCUCUCGGGGCUCCAGAGCAACUUCGUGACAGAGUGGAACCUGGUGUGCGGUGACUACUGGAAAAUUCCCCUUCAGCACAUCUGCUUCAUGACAGGAUGGAUUCUGGGAUACAUCUUCAUCGGCUCAUUGUGCGACUGGCUUGGUCGACGACGAGGAUUUCUCCUGUCCGUCACUCUGUCCAGUGUUUUUGGCAUGGCCGUAUGUCUAUCCAACAGUGCUGUGGUGUUUCUGCUGCUUCGUCUCUCUCAGGGCAUCAUGCUCGCUGGGGUCUUUUUAUCCUCGUACAUAGCAAGGUUGGAGCUGUGUGACCCUCCGCAUCGUCUCAUGGUUGCCAUGAUCAGCGGCUUCUUCGGCAUCUUUGCUGAGCUGCUGUUGCCAGGCGUCGCUGUUCUGUGUCGCGAUUGGCCGGUUUUGCAGGCUGUUACCACGUUACCUCUGCUCCUGCUCAUUUCCUAUUGGUGCUGUGCAUCAUUGUUUCCUGAGUCUCCGCGUUGGUUGUUGGCCACCGCGCAGAUCCCUGAAGUGAAGAGGAGCCUCCGGGAAUUCUCCAGCAGGAAUGGCGAGUGUUUACCAGACGAGCUCUUCCCCGGUGAAACCUUGCUGUCAGAGAUUGAUUCGGUAUUCGAUGAAGAGCGCCAGCCAAGAUGUUAUUCCAUUUUAGAGCUGCGACAGACUCGGAUUAUUUGGAAGAACUGCCUCAUCCUCAGCUUCACCCUCUUGAUUGGAACAGGCAUCCAAUACUGCUUCACCCGAAACCUGCACGCGUCUUCCACCAACUUCUACUUCAGCUACUUUGUCCGAAUCGCCACGGGAACGCUGGCCUGCAUUUUCAUCUGCUCCACCGUCAAUCAUUUCGGUCGGCGAAGUAUGCUUCUGCUCUCCGCCAUCCUCACCGGACUGUCAUCGCUGCUUCUGCUGGCACUCACUCAGUACUUGCGAGGAGGCCUGGUGCUGGUGCUUUCCAUUGUGGGUCUGCUGUUUUCUCAAGCUCUUGCCAUGCUCAGCAUCUUCUUCGCCUGCGAGGUGAUGCCUACUGUCGUGCGAGGCGGGUGCCUCGGUCUGGUGCUGGCAGCGGGCUGCGUGGGCAUGGCCGCCUCUUCCCUGAUGGAGCUCCAGAACAACGGGGGCUACUUCCUCCACCACGUCAUCUUUGCCUCUUUCGCCGUCCUCUCCGUGCUGUCCAUCAUGCUCCUACCUGAGAGCAAGCGCAAGCCCCUGCCCGACUCGCUGAAGGACGGCGAGAGCCAGCGCCGGCCGCCGCUCUUCUCGUCUCAGGUGGACAGGGUCAACCUGCCGUUACUGAGCCCCCGGCCCCAGCUGUCGGAUUACAACCCUGACAACUACUCGCGACUGGUCAGUGCCACCAGGAAGAUGCUGAGCAAAGACAGUUUGCCUUACAGGAUCGCAGUGCCGACUCAUCGCCUGCUGUCCGAUUGCGAAGCGCAGGGACAGGAGAGUGAACCGCUCAGGGAGGCGUCAUAAGACUGAGCGGUCUUCAACAAUAACAUACCCCAUGAGUUCUUUUUCACACUUGAAGUCAUCUCUAUGCCUGCUCAGUGUGUAGGAGCCAAUCAUUUCAACGGAAACAACACAACUCUGAGGGCGAAAAAACACAAUCUAUUGUAUUUGCCAUGGCUGCUUUGUGUGACAAGGCCAUACACACGGUAAGGUUUGUGAGUCAGCAAUGGUUCAUUUGUGCGCGCUUGUAGCUGGGAAGCACCCUUAACCGUGUCAGUGCUGUCGAUCAUGUGAGCUGCAGCACUUUGUCCAUUUAUGAGCAACUCAUGCACUUUUCAUUAAGCCUGAAAGUGUGACUGACCAGUGUCUCCGUUGCAGCCGAACUCUGAUUCUCAAAAGCCCCCUUAAGUUGAGCCAGUGAGACUUCUAAUGCGGUUGAAAUCAUGGUGGGAAGCUGGGCCCACUUGCAGUUGUUGUUUGGAAUUGUUGUUAUGUUAUGUUAUGUUUGUGGAACCCGCUAGAGGGCGCCAAACAAUUCGCACUGUUGAAGAAAGUCAGACAUUCUGCAUUGAUUUCUUUAUUGCGCCUAAGCAUGUUAAACACUUGCACACGUCACGGGUGUAGCUGCCAUUAUGUAGCUUCCAUCUGAUUUAAUGGUAUUCGAAUUAAAAGCACGUUUGUAUUU